Molecule: messenger RNA, 1188 nt
Organism: Desarmillaria tabescens
Lineage: Eukaryota; Fungi; Basidiomycota; Agaricomycetes; Agaricales; Physalacriaceae
Exons: 3
Coding region: 49-1053 (334 amino acids)
Biological process (GO): methylation
Molecular function (GO): methyltransferase activity
Source: RefSeq, a predicted model, not a curated record
UUGCUUCUCUUCGUUACACCUUGGACACCACCCACCAGGUUCAGCACCAUGUCGACGGACUUUCGUUCGCUACUUAUCAACGGUGGAUGCAGCGAUCUCCACCACCUUACUCAGCUGAAACGGAAGGGCCAGCGUGCACCGGUUAUCCAACAAUACUUCCGGAAUCAACGUGAAGUCGCCGACAAUGCAGACCUCGAGCUCAGCGAGAGGUGGCUCAAGAAAAUGAAGAAAAUUAUGGGUCAGAUUGACGACCACGUCAAGUGGUGCGUUCCUUUCUCCGGGAGGCCCUUCCGCUUCCUGGACCUUGGCUGUUGCCCGGGAGGUUUCUCUACCUAUAUCUUAAAGAAGAACAAACAAUCUACUGGCGUUGGUAUCUCCCUCGACCCGGCAGACGGUGGGCACCCGUAUCUCAUCGAGCAAGGCAUCCGUGACCGACACACGAUCAUCUUCGCGGACCUCACGCUCUUCCAACUGGGUCCACAAAUGAUAUCCUCUCCCUUCUUUAACUUCAGGCCCCUUCCCGAGGAUCUGACUACGCGCCAAUUCGACCUUGCUCUCCUCGACGCCCACCACCUUCGUACGCAAAACAGUUCCUCCUCUGACCUCCUCGCGAUAUCCCAAAUUGUGGUGGCUCUCCUAUCUAUCAAGUUUGGCGCUACGGUCAUCAUGAAGCUUGCGAACCCUGAAAGCUGGUAUACUGUCCGCAUGCUGUUCUUCCUGGAUGUUCUCUCGGCAUCCCUGACGGUUCAUAAACCGUAUGCGAUGCACCGUAAUCAAGGGACUUUUUACGCUAUUGGUAAAGGUGUCGGAGGGAAGAGUGAAAGGCAGAGGUUCUUGUCGCAUAAUCUCUUGCCUGAGUUUCAGAAGUUGUGGGUUGACCUGAGGUCGGGGAAUGGCGGCGCAGGAAGAUCCCUGGAACCGAAGGAUUUGAACUUUAUCAUAUCUGAUGAACAAGUUAAAGGGUAUGCUUCGAGACUGGCGGAGUUGUGUGAACCGGUGUGGAAGAUUCAGUCUGCUGCGCUGGAGAAGCUUUAUGCAGAGCAAGGGAUCUGAGUCGUUGCGCGUUUCUUGUCUGUUCAUGUAUUGAUCUUGUAUUAUACUCCCCAUCAACUCCCCAUGUACAAUUGUGUAACUACGGCUCUACCUACUCUUUCCGAAUAAGGAUGUCUUUGUUGUCUUCACGUUGCU